AUGAAAAUAAAAUCAAAUAAGGCAAGUUAAAAAAACAAAAAGACUACCUCCACUACCAUCUCCUCUGAUUUAUUGGAUAUUACAUACAUUUGUCCUAGAAUCCUUGCUAUGUCAUUCCCUAAUGACGGAAAUUCAGAACACAAAAAUAAGAUAGAUGAUGUAGCAUUGAUCUCUAUUGUGAUUAGGUUGCUCAAUAUCUGCAAUAACGUCAUCAUAAUGAUUAUCAGAUUUAUAAUUUGAGUGGGUUACAAUACGAUCAUACUAAAUUCAAAGGAAAAAUUUACACUUUUGUAUAAGCUGGCCCUUAUUAUUUUAGCCAUGGGAAGAGAAGUCCACACCUAAUUUGGGAUAUUUGUUUAUGUUGUGUAAGCACAUUGACGACUUUUUAUCAUGUAUUUUAAGAAUCUAUUCCAAGCCAAAUUAUCAAACGUGAUUGUUGUACAUUGCAUUAACGGAAUUGGAAGAACUGGAACUGCAAUUUGUUGCUAUCUCUUGUACAGUGGUCGCUUCUCCAAUGCUGAAGAGGCCUUGUUUUAUUACGACAAAUAGAAACAUUUGAAAGGAGGUGGAAUUACUAUGCCCUCAUAACUUAGAUAUGUGAAGUACUUUGAAAAGUUAGUUUUAUCAGUUAAUUACUAGAAUACUAUUCUAAAGAAAUAUAUAUCCACCUAUCAAAUACUUGACUUCCAUAGUUAUCCAUGGCAUUCCAGAUAUCCAAGAUAAGUAAUGCAAACCAUUUUUAGAAAUCUACACUUAUGAAAAGUCUUGCAAGACUUUGAAAUAUACUGAUAAACUAGAGGUAUUAUUAAUUUGAGACUUAGUACAAAGAUUAAAAGAAGGCCAAAGAUUUAAUGUUGAAAGAUAUCGACUUAAUUAGAAUUAAUAUAGGCAAACCUUUUUUGGCAAUCGGAGACUUAAUGAUUAAAUUUAAUCAUAAUGGUAUUAUAAAAUACAAUAAUGAGGCCAUUUUGAAGUGGAACCAAUGUUUCGAGUUUCCUUUAAUACUGCCUUCAUUGAAGAAAAGUAAAAUUAUAAUAUUCUAGGAAUAGCAAAUUGAUUCUAAAGAUUGAAGAUUUGGAUCCUUUCAAAUUAUAAAAGGAUGAUAGAUUUCCUGCUGAUUUGAAAGUAGAGAUUCAGUUUAAAGAUUUCUGUAAAUGCACAAAUGAAAUAUAAUUUAAUUAAAGGUGUAAAAGCUGUUUAAACUUAUCCAAACAACUUUGCCCUGAUUGGGAACUCAUCUAAAACAUUCUAAAUGAUUACAUUAAGCAUAGUGUUGAAGAGUCAUAGAUCUUAUUAUUUGGGGAUGCUGCAUUUGACAAUCUCAAUGAGAUAAAAUAUCAAACAUGUAAACUAAUCUCGAUAAAAAAAUAGUUUCAGGAGGACGCGCUCGUACUGAUAUUAUUAAAGAUACCGAUGAUGAAUUUUGA
Molecule: messenger RNA, 1427 nt
Organism: Paramecium octaurelia
Lineage: Eukaryota; Ciliophora; Oligohymenophorea; Peniculida; Parameciidae
Source: the annotation of a GenBank genome assembly